Molecule: messenger RNA, 4305 nt
Organism: Exophiala spinifera
Lineage: Eukaryota; Fungi; Ascomycota; Eurotiomycetes; Chaetothyriales; Herpotrichiellaceae
Exons: 1
Coding region: 1-4305 (1434 amino acids)
Biological process (GO): positive regulation of cell growth; positive regulation of protein serine/threonine kinase activity; regulation of autophagy
Cellular component (GO): TORC1 complex; cytoplasm
Molecular function (GO): protein-macromolecule adaptor activity; protein binding
Source: RefSeq, a predicted model, not a curated record
AUGGCUUCACAGCCUAGCCAAGCACAUGUCGGUCUGGGCUUCGACGUGCCCUACCGUACGAGGCCUGCGACGCAGGAAUACAAUCAUCAUUUAUCGCGAGGCUUGGGUGGUGAUGUCGCGCGAUACUCAACAGCCUCUGCUCAUCAGACGCCCGGCCAAAUCCACGGCAGCACCUCCCACCAGCCCAAUGGCGCCUCUCCCAGAAUCAUACCAGAAGCUGAAGACUACCUGUCCUCGCGACCGGCACCUCUCCACCGGACGAAGAGCGACCUAGGCCCGCGAGCAAGAGGAGGAAUGGCUAGCCCACCGUCAGAAGAUAAGCUGGCACACAUACGCCAUGGUUGGGAUGAUGAAUACACAUCGAACGAGUAUCUGUCUCUGCUGCAUUCGACCUUCUACAUGUAUUACACGGAGAAGAGGCACGAAAGCAAUGGCUCCCCGUCGGAAGAGUCCAAGCAAUAUCCUAGCGUCGAUUGGCGGAUGAAAGAUAGAAUGAAAACCGUCUCUGCGGCACUGGCUAUUUGCUUGAAUAUCGGCGUGGACCCUCCCGAUGUGAUAAAGACCAACCCUACGGCCAAACUCGAGGCCUGGGUCGACCCAACCGGGAGCAGCAGUGGCUCGACAAAGACUAUGGAACAGAUCGGGAAGCGACUACAAGAACAGUACGAAUCGCUGAGCUUGAGGACGAGAUAUAAGCAGUACCUGGAUCCCUCCAUCGAUGAGACCAAGAGGUUCUGUAUUUCUUUGCGGCGGAAUGCGAAGGACGAGCGAGUCUUGUUCCAUUACAACGGCCACGGUGUGCCUCUUCCCACGGCCUCUGGUGAGAUCUGGGUUUUCAACAAGAACUACACCCAGUACAUCCCAGUUGGCAUCUAUGACCUGCAGUCGUGGCUCGGUGGACCAAGCUUGUUCGUGUACGACGUCUCCCACGCCGGCAACAUCGUCGCCAACUUCGACACCUUCCUCGCUAAGCACGAGAAGGAGAACGAGGAAGCGAGAAAGAAGGACCCGAACGCUGCUCUGCAAAACUACGGAGACUGUAUCCAGCUUGCAGCCUGCGGGAAAGCUGAAAUGCUGCCUACGAACCCAGAUCUACCCGCUGAUCUAUUCACGUGCUGUCUGACAACUCCCAUCGACAUUGCGUUGAGAUGGUUUGUCCUACAGAAUCCACUUCCCAACGGCCAUUCUCUCGAGGAUGGCAAAAUCCCAGUACCGGGCCGUCUUCAGGAUAGGCGAAGUCCGUUGGGAGAGUUGAAUUGGAUUUUUACAGCCAUCACCGAUACUAUCGCGUGGAAUAUCCUCCCUCGACCGUUGUUUAAGAAACUCUUUCGACAGGAUCUGAUGGUAGCUGCACUCUUCCGCAAUUUCUUGCUCAGCGAGCGAAUAAUGAGGGCAAAUCAUUGCCAUCCAAUAUCAUCACCUCCUCUUCCAGAGACACAUCACCACCCGCUGUGGCAGAGCUGGGAUUUGGCCAUGGAAAUGGUUCUCUCACAGCUGCCUCUGCUUCGUGAAGCCGAAGAAGGCAAACGGGUGUACGAAUACCAGCACUCAACAUUCUUCUCAGAGCAGCUCACGGCGUUCGAGGUCUACCUCAGCUCGGGGCCGACGAAGGACCAUGCACCAGAUCAGUUGCCAAUAGUGCUGCAAGUGCUCUUGAGUCAAGUCCAUCGGCUUCGGGCUUUGAUUCUCUUGAGCAAAUUUCUUGACCUUGGACCAUGGGCUGUGCACCUCGCGUUGAGCAUUGGAAUCUUCCCUUAUGUGGUGAAGCUGCUCCAAGCUGCAUCGCUUGAGCUCAAGCCCGUCAUGGUCUUCAUCUGGGCUCGAAUCAUGGCCGUCGACUAUACUGUGCAGAGUGACUUGUUGAAGGACAACGGUAUCCACUAUUUCAUCUCGAUCAUGAAUCCACGCUCCGAUAUUCCGGUUGGGAAUGCUAGCGAGCAUCGGGCUAUGUGUGCAUUCAUCGUGGCCACUUUCUGCAAGAGAUACCCACCUGGACAAACAGUCUGCCUCCUGCCUGAGCUUUUUGAAGCUUGCCUGCUAAACAUGGCAGAGCCAGAGAACCCCUUACUGCGACAGUGGUCUUGCCUGUGUUUAAGCAUGCUGUGGAGUGAUUACGCGGACGCGAAAUGGAUGGGUAUUCGAUCCAUGGCUCAUGCAAGAUUGUGUGAGCUGUCUCUUGAUCCUGUUCCAGAAGUCAGGGCCUCGAUGCUUCACGCUCUCACAAAUUUCAUUGGCAUCCCUGACUUGACGGACCAAGUCUCCCAAAUUGAAGAAGGGGUCGCGUCCUCGGUUCUGUUCAUGACAUCAGACGGCAGCACACUGGUGCGGAAAGAGUUGGUCGUUUUCCUCUCCGCGUUUGUUAAACGCUAUGAGAAUAAAUUUCUUGUUGUCGCUUACGAAUCUCUGGUGGAAGAAAGAGACCGCCACCCGUACUGGGGCAAUGAUGCUUCUGCGGUCGAACCGAAUGCUAGUCUGAUGCCGAUUUCCGCAAAUAGCAUCUAUGGUUGCGUUUGGCUGCAGAUUUUGAUACUGUCUAUCGACCCGCAUCCAGAAAUCGCACGGAAUGCUGCCAUUGUGGUGGACUACAUCCACGACACUUUGAUCAAUCACUCGCCUUUAGCUCAAUUGGCUUUAAGAGUGAUUGACGACCUGCUCCGCGCCAACAAACGAGAAGAGACCCAGUUGAAGAAAGUACCAUCGAUGGCCUCUUUAAGACAGGUGGAGAGCCGUCCAGGAACUCCACCGCCGCAGAUGCAGAAACAGACGAGCUACCUUUCUCUGAGCUUGAAGCGGGCCGGAACGUCGCUGCGCAACCUCGCGUUCGGAGCUUCAGAACCAUCCACUCCUUCCAAGGAAAACAGCCCUCAAACAUCACCUAGUAAGACAAGAGACUCGGUGCAUCCUAUCAACACUCCUCGCGGUCGUUUACCACCUGAGUGGAGUCGCGCACCAGAGACCGCCGAUGCUCAUGGUGCUGUGGGUCCUUACCAGUCUGCUAUCUUGCCUACCUCCGCUGGUUUUGUCCCUCUAGAUGCAAAGCAGAAAGGCCGCUUGCCCCUGACAAGUACCCUUUUGGAAUGGUCAACGGAGUACUUCCGUGAACCACAAAUGCGACCUAACGACCCAGAUGAGCCAGGUUCAGCCGACUAUAAUUCACGUCUGUGGCGACGUAAUCGCAACGAGAAGAUUAUUGCGGACAGUCAACCUCUUAAGGGAGUAGCAGGAAGCAGUAAGUGGACGCGGUUGGAAGGUUUUCUAAACAAUCAAAACCAACCCAUGCGCCUCGCCUUCCACCAAUUCGACGAUCAUCUCGCCGUGACCGACGACAAAGACACAGUCACGAUCUGGGACUUCCAGCGCAAUGAACAAGUCAGUCGCUUCAGCAAUGGUAACCCGACCGGGAGCAGGAUCAACGACGCAAAGUUCCUCAACGAAGACGACCAACCGCUGUUGAUGGUGGGAAGCAGUGACGGCGUGCUCAAAGUCUACCGAAACUAUCACUCUUCGUCGGAGGUCAAGGUGAUAACGGCUUUUCGUGCCUUGACAGAGCUAAUACCGAGCAACAAGAACGCUGGACUCGUGUUUGACUGGCAGCAAGGCCAGGGCAAGGCAUUGGUUGCAGGCGACGUUAAGGUGAUCAAGGUCUGGAAUGCCGCAACGGAAUUAUGUGUUGGUGACAUUCCCGCCCGCAGCUCUAGCUGCGUAACCAGCCUGACGAGCGAUCAAGUCGCAGGGCAGAUCUUCAUCGCCGGUUUCGGUGACGGAGUGGUGCGGGUGUUUGAUCAGCGGCUGAACCCACGGACCGCCAUGGUCAAGAUCUGGAGAGAGCAUCAGCAAUGGAUCACGAACAUCCACAUGCAACGAGGCGGCGUGCGAGAAUUGAUCAGCGGCAGCCGCAACGGUGAAGUCAAGCUGUGGGAUUUGCGCAGUGACAAGGCUGUCCUCACCCUCGCUGCCACCAGCAACAAGGUUCAUGACGGACACCUUGCGGCGGCGACUACGGCAGCGGGCGGACCGGGCGGUGUCGUUGCCCACGGACCGUUGCUGAGAAGUCUUUCGGUGCACGAACACGCCCCUGUCUUUGCCGUCGGCACCGACAGGCAUGAGAUCCGCACGUACAACACCAACGGCGACGCGCUGGGCGUCUUUGAGCCUCUUCCUAGGAGGUUGGAGCGCGUCGUCGGCGGCAGUCUUGCGGGUCGCGGCACUCAGAGUCCCAUCGUGGCCACGGCCUACCAUCCGCAUCGGAUGUUGCUUGCUUGUGCAGCUCUGGGAGAUGGCCAUGUUAGUCUCAUGAGCUAUUGA